GGAUGAGUGGUGUUGUGUUUUUUGUGGCAUAUUUAAGCCCGGUACAAGAAACGAGAAGCAGAAAGAAGCCUGUCUAUCUCUCGGGCCAAAAAAGUGCUUGUAGUAGAAUGAUAAAGAGUCACAGUAUCGGAUCUGUGUUUUCGCUGCAUCAUUGGUAGUCUCGUCAUCUCAUGAUCACAGGCUAUGAUGGUUGGCAGUUGGCACUUCGUGCCUUAUCUAUGUUGACACACAGGCUGAGUCCAGUGAGCCGCUUUUUACUCACUAUGCCUACUCUGCAAUAACCUAGUUUUUACAUUCAUUGCAUACUUAACUGAAACGGACCUGGAUCAUAGACAUUAUAGAUGUUCAAGAGAUGUGGUGGCUAAUGUGUGGGCGGCUAGCGCAAGCUUUUCUCACCUCAAGAGAGGGGGCGUGGCCCCACGCUUGUGGGCGUGUUAUCACUUGAUAUUAAUUGACUGUACAAUCUCUUGUAGUACCUCGAAGUGAUAUGUAUCAUAUUAUGUUGCUCGCUUUAGUUUUUGGACUCUGCUUAUUAUGUUCAGAAGGAGCAGAACUUCUUGAGUCGCCCGAGUCAAAAACUGUUCAGUUCAAUGAAAGACCAACGUUUGUUUGCGUAGGAAAUGGCAGCAACCUUGUCUGGAUAAUAGAUGGAAAAGGAUUAUACUCAAAUAAUCAGUUUAAAGGUGUCACAUUCACAGAUGCUGGUGGUGGAAGUACCGUCUCUCGUUUACUAUCCUCAAAUCUAACUAUAAAUGUUACUGAGUUGGAAAUUAGUUAUGAUAUGAUCAGUCAAGGGAUUGGGAUCUCUUGCCAAAUUGUGUCACAGAGCCCUUUUGACGAAGCAUUCUCUAAGACUGCUACAUUGUCAGUAACAGGGAUAUCACCACCUCAGAAUAUCUCAUUGUCUAUUGAUUGGAUAUUGACAUGGUCAAGCCAGUUUUAUCGUCCAAGAAAUGCGCUUUUAAACAAUCAAACUUUUGAUGUUACUGUGAAUGGAAAAGUGAUUGUGGCAAAUACAACUAGUACCAGUAUUCAGCUUCGUCCAUUCUGUACUAGGCCAACAGAAGUCAAUAUAACUGCCUACAUUGGUUCAUACCAUUCAUCAACCAGUGUCCUUUUUGAGAAUGUGAUUGGAGAAAGGACUAUCAAAAUUAUCAAUUACACUACUUUGGUGAAUGGUGCAGAAUGUAGUAUCACUUUGAAUAUUUUGGUCGACACACAACACUGUGACACACUUGUGUCUGGUCAACUCCUAACAAGUGAAGGAGAUGUGAAGAACUACCCUCCUCAGUCGAUAAAUCCCAGCAACGGGAUUGUAUCUACAUCUUAUAAUAUGACUGGGUUACAGAAUUGCCUGUCAUAUGAUGCUCGUAUAAACGUAUCGAACACUUCUAAUUUUACUGAAGACACAGCUAACAUUGCAAUUGAGCCUUUAUAUAGUGACGUAAAGGAUAUUGAAAUUAAUAAAAAUGAGGAUAGAUCAAUUAAUGCUCAGUGUAUUUAUUCAGAUAUGUCAACUGCUAUGGGAUGUCACGUGAUGUUUACACACACUACAACUGGAAUUAGUCAAUCCUUUAAUAUAAUAGGAUCAGAUGAUAAAACAAUAAACCUAUCAUCCAGUGGAGUAUAUGCUAUAGCUAUUUAUAGCAUCAACGCUGAUGGAAGUAUUGCUCGAUGCACUUGUGUACAACCCAAACAAGUUAAUGUGACUCUUGUAACUAGUGCCACUUCCUCCAAUGGAGGUAGUAGUACUGUCAGCUCUGUCUCUUCCUCUACUGGAAGUCCAAUACCAUCACCAUCUGUUACUGUUGAAACUGAAAGUGAAAGUACAUCAGAAGUAGUAUCACCACCAACACAUUCAACAACCUCUACAUUCAGCAGUAACAAACCAACUGGAACUACAAAAGAUACUGGUGCAUAUAUUAUUGGUGGUGGUACUACUGCUGCUAUUAUAACAUUGAUCAUUGCUAUAUUUGUGGUCCUUGCUGUACUUUAUCUUUAUUACAAACAAAAAAGAAAGUCCGAAGAAGACCCUUCAGUUGACACUGGAAUAGAAUUAGACUCUAUACGGUUGGAACAAAUCACACGAAAAACUAAUGUUUCAUUGGAAGAUAAAGUAGAUCAAAAGGAUCCAGCCAUACGAUCUGAGGAUGAUAGUAACGGUACAACUCGUGAUCCUAUUGUGUCGCCUGACGCUCCAAGACCUGUUUCCAAGAAAGUUCCUGUGUUUCACAGUCAUUAUGAUAAAAAGCCUGUGGAAGGUGAUUUUACAGCAGCACCAUCUUCCCCUUCAUGUAAUGAUGGACCACUUACUGUUGUACCUAAUCAUGACACAAAUUGUCCUAAGAUAUUGAAUGAUGAAACUGGAGUUAGAUCUACAUUUAUUAUUAAUAAUGUGGAUUCAAAUGAACAACUGAAGAAUUUAAAGGAAUCUCCCAACUAAGACAUAUUAGCAAUCUGUGUUUACUGUUUGCUUUGUGUAUAAAUAUAAUAAUUACUAAAUUUUAUUUAUUUUCUGUCAUUAGUGUAUUAUUAUUGCAUAGCUAUGAUCAAAACUAAACUAGUGUUAUUUUAUUUACAGAAGUUUGUGAUGCUUUAUUUUAGUUGUGGUUAUUUGUCUCGUGUUCUCUUUUUCCCAUUAGUUUUAGUUAUAUAA
Amphimedon queenslandica is the source of this 2656-nucleotide messenger RNA. RefSeq lists its product as uncharacterized. The coding region runs from base 488 to 2443 and encodes 651 amino acids. The transcript has 14 exons. Lineage: Eukaryota; Metazoa; Porifera; Demospongiae; Haplosclerida; Niphatidae. The record is from RefSeq and is a predicted model, not a curated record.